AUGAUCGGAACAAGCGGAGGCGUACUCCGAGGAGGAGGCCUCUGUUGGCUCCGGUGCUGGUCGGUGGAGUUCUCCUUCGGCAGCCGCAGAGGGAGGGGCCUCUGCGCCGCCGCUGGUGGGAACGUCAAUAAGGCGGUGAAGCCGGCAGCGGCGGCGGAGGGGAUGACGAAGGAGGAGGCGUACCGUAAGAUCCACGAUCUCGAUUUUACGACCGCCGCCAGGAUUCUCUUCACGGCUGCUCCCGACAAGAAGAAGUUCGGGUGUGUGCAGUGGUUCUCAGUCCUCUUCUUCAUUUUAUCUUUCUCCUCUCUUCGAGGAGUAGACGCGACUCAUGAUCUAACGUCUUUCCUUGUUCUUUGUUGAUCAUCGUCGCUGCCGACUUCUCGGAGCAGAUUUGAUUUCCACCUGGUGCAGCUGUUUUUCGCCUGCAUGCCUUCAUUAGGUCUCUCCACUCCCUGAAAUCUCUCUCCUCGCCCCCAUUAUCCCUAGUAAUCAGCGCCCCUGGGAUUUAUUUUGAGCUUAUCGGCAAAUUCUUUCUUCCACUUCAGAAGGCCGUGGAUGUGUACCUAUCAGCUAGGGUACAGAUCUGGUUUCAUUUUCUGCAAAGCUGAGUAGGGUUUUUGUGGCAGCUGUGUAUCUGGUGGCUCAGUACGCGCGCUACGAGAUUCGAAGAAUGGAGGCGGUAAGUAAGAUCAUGAAACUUUAUGCACUCUUUCUCUCAAAUUCAUUGAGAAUACUCGUCGAUCGAUUGCUGUAAGUGUUUUUCUUUGGCUUGUCGAAUUGAAUGAAUGCCAGGGAUCCUGUUGGAUGCUUUUUUUUAGUUCAGCAUCCAUCAUCAUCCUGCAGGUUUCUGCUUGGAUCAUCCUGCAGGGAUUCUGGUUUUGGGGAGGAAAUAGAGAAUAAUAUAGCUUGUGGAAGUCUCUCCUGAAGAGUUCCAGCAACACCGGAGAAUUUGGUGUGGUGAACACUGCGAACAGGAGGAUCCACAUCCCCUUCUUCUUCCUCUUCUUCUUCUUCUUCUUCCCAGAGCUCGCUCAUCAUCGUUCUCUUUUAGCCACAGUCCCCUUUUUGGAAACCAUUUUCUCCUCGGGUUUGUAAGGAUCCAGCCAAGCUUAUACUUUGCUCGAAAAUGGGCUACUGAACCAUGAUGUUCUUGGGCGCAGUAGUUCUUCCAUGAUUCGUUAGUUUCCUUUUAUGGGAAAAAACUGCAGGAUCACAGUGAUAUAACUCUGGUAGAACGAUCCUACACAGUCCUUGACUUCCAGAAUUAUUGGGGUAUAUGCUGCAAUAAUUAAUUGCAUAUAAUUUUAUUCUAUUUUUGGCAGAAAAUCAGAGCAUUGCCUGGUUUGGGUUCUUCUGAUUUGAUUGAUUGUUCGAUAUGUUUCUUCGGGGAAACCCAUCAUCCAGGAGGUGGAGGUGAAGAAGAAGGCAGAGGAGGAAGAGAGAGCCAAGCGGGAGGAGGAAGAGGGGAGAACGAAGCAGACCGAGGAGGAAGCCCUCGACCAGGAGAUGGGGAAGGUGAAGGAUCGACUGGAAGCUCUGGAGGAGGCCGUGAAGGUGAUCGCAGAAGAGACAAAGAGAAUCUCGGAGGGGAGCGUAGCCGAGAAGGGCCGGAAGGGCGGCGGGGCUGCAGAGAAGAAGGAAGGAGCUCCGCCCCCGCAGAGCUCUUCUUCUACCCAGUCUGCUCCCGAUUUCACAAAGUAA
Molecule: messenger RNA, 1704 nt
Organism: Spirodela intermedia
Lineage: Eukaryota; Viridiplantae; Streptophyta; Magnoliopsida; Alismatales; Araceae
Source: the annotation of a GenBank genome assembly